Amorphotheca resinae ATCC 22711 is the source of this 1866-nucleotide messenger RNA. RefSeq lists its product as hypothetical. The transcript has 5 exons. The record is from RefSeq and is a predicted model, not a curated record. Bases 1 to 1578 code for a protein of 525 amino acids. Gene Ontology annotation, cellular component: membrane. Gene Ontology annotation, molecular function: nitrite transmembrane transporter activity; nitrate transmembrane transporter activity. Gene Ontology annotation, biological process: nitrite transport; nitrate transmembrane transport. NCBI's taxonomy places the organism in Eukaryota, Fungi, Ascomycota, Leotiomycetes, Helotiales, Amorphothecaceae.
AUGGCUUUCAAGUUUGCUACUCUCUGGCAGGCCCCAGAGGUAAACCCGGUUAAUGGGAAAGCUCGUUCGAUUCCCAUUCUCAACCCUAUCAACAAAUAUGGACGUGUCUUCACGUUUUCUUGGCUUGGAUUCAUGAUGGCCUUCCUGUCGUGGUAUGCGUUCCCACCAUUGUUAACUAUUACUAUCAAGAAAGAUCUCAACUUGAGCCAAGCUGAGAUCGCCAAUUCCAAUAUCAUUGCUCUUACUGCCACUCUCCUUGUCCGUAUUGUCGCUGGAUCAUCAUGCGAUCGUUUCGGACCCCGAGUAACAUUCGCCGCAUGCUUGUUGAUUGGCGCUAUCCCGACCGCACUCGCAGGUACAAUUCACAAUGCUGCCGGCCUAUACGCGAUUCGAUUCUUUAUUGGCAUCCUUGGUGGAGCUUUCGUUCCUUGCCAGGUUUGGUCCACUGGCUUCUUCGACAAGAACAUCGUCGGAACGGGAAACGCUUUGACGGGAGGAUGGGGGAACUCCGGCGGUGGAAUCACCUUCUUCGUUAUGCCAGCGUUAUACGAUAGCCUUGUCCAAAAGCAACACUUAACACCUCACGUUGCAUGGAGAGUCGCCUUCGUUAUACCCUUUAUCAUCAUCACCUUCGUUGCUAUCCUGAUGUUGAUCCUCUGCCCCGAUUGUCCUACUGGAAAAUGGUCGGAGCGUCACCUUGCUGUCCAAGAGAACCUUCACACACACGGUAUUAAUCCCACAAGUCUCGAUAUUCCCGCUGCUGUCGGUGACCAUGAGACUGGAGACGUAUCCACCACUAGCGAGGAUGAGAAACGCCGAGACGAGAAGCACCCAGAGAAGAGCCCUGAGGAGGAAGCCGAUAUGGCAAGAGCCAGACACGGCUCAUUCACCCGCGAGGCUCCCAUGACCGAGCAAGAGAUGCUUGCUACGGCCCAGGGAGAAGUCAUCGUGAAACCAACCUUGAAAGAAGCAAUGGCCGUCACCUUUUCUCCGCAAACAUUCGUCAUUGCUUUCUGCUAUUUCUGUUCCUUCGGCGCCGAACUCUCCAUCAACUCCGUCCUCGGUGCUUAUUACCUCAAGAACUUUCCCAAGCUCGGCCAAACGGGCUCUGGACGCUGGGCCGCCAUGUUUGGUCUCCUGAACGUUGUUUUCCGUCCUCUUGGCGGUAUCCUCUCCGAUUACGCCUACCGCAAGAGCGGCACUGUCUGGAGCAAGAAGAUCUGGCUCCACAUCUUAGCCGUCAUCUGCGGAGCCUUCCAAAUCGCGAUUGGCGUCGUGGAUAGCAAGAAGGAGUCGACCAUGUUCGGUCUGGUGGCCGGUAUGGCCUUCUUCCUCGAGGCGGGUAACGGGGCCAACUUCUCGCUCGUGCCUCAUAUCCACCCGUUCGCCAAUGGCAUCAUCUCCGGUAUCACAGGCUCGGUUGGAAACCUGGGUGGCAUUAUAUUCGCCAUCAUUUUCAGGUAUCUGGGAGCGGACUAUGGCAAGGCGUUUUGGAUAAUUGGCGUCAUUACCAUAGGUGUCAACAUUGCUCUGUGUUGGAUCAGACCCAUACCCAAGGGCCAAAUUGGGGGUCGCUAGAUCUGCCAUUUUAUCUGUGAGGACGGUCAAUGCACCACUUGAUUUUUGUAUGUUUGUUGUAUAGCGUGUUUGAGAUACCAGAAUAGACCGAUUAUGACUUGCUUGCUUCGACCAGCUCCUACCUACCUAGGUAGUACCUUGAUACUUGAUAACAGCUCUCAAAACAGCCCAGAAGCACACGACGUGAACCCCAGACGCAAGGGUAAAAGGAGUGAUGUAUAUUCACUACUGUACUCAGGAUCUGAUAAUGAACUGGAUAAUUAUAUUUCUUUUUCUGGGGUGGGGUAG